AUGCACCUGCAGCCGACAGAGAAGUGCUUUGACAAUGCCUACCUGUCGCAGGGCGGCAGAGGACGAAUGAUGGAACUUGACACCAGGCUUGAGCAGCUCGACGAUGUCUUUGGAUCCGCCUCGGCAUCACUCCUCGAGCAUGAGGUGACUGACCUUCACCCAUCCGAUAUGCAUCGACUGGAGACUGAGCAUGCGACUGCUGGCUAUAGAGAAGGAGUCACUGCUGCCAAAGGAUUGACUGUUCAGGCGGGCUUUGACGAGGGCUUCAGCUUGGGCUCAGCCAUUGGUUUGCGAGCCGGGCAGCUGCUCGGAAUGAUGGAGGGGAUCGUGGAUGCGUUGCCAAGUCGGCGCCAUGAAGAUGCUGAUGCGUCCACGAGGCUACUGAAGGAGGCGCAGAACGAACUGACAAUCAGCAAAAUCUUUGACGCGGAGUACUGGGCGCCAGACGGCAAUUGGACGUUUGAGGUGGUCCCUAGUGAUGGCGUCCAACCCGUCUUUUCUGACGUUGCCAAUGCGCAUCCUUUAAUCCAGAAAUGGAGCAGGACUGUCGCCCAACAGGCCGAGUUGUGGCACAUUAACCCAUCCAAGCUGGAUCAUGACAGCGGACCCCAUCUUGACAUGGCUCCCAUCGAGCCACUCCUUCUUACCGCACCGGCAAGAACAGAGCAGCCCCUCGAUUGUAAAAGGGGCCAAAAACGCUGCUCAGCGGAUCCAGAAACCAACUCGCUCAAGCAUGGAGUGGCCACACGGGAUCUGAACGACAAGGCAAACGCAACUCUGGGAGGUCAGAGCUUGCUUCACCAACGAAAGCCCUGCCAGCCACCGUCACCAUCGAAAUCAAAGGUCAAGGUUUAUGAUCCUGAAAGGGAAUUUCGGCAAUUGGCUGGCUCCGAAUACCUUCCAGCAUUGCGCUUAGCCAGGGAGGAUAAUGUCACGGCAGACGCUUGCCGGAACCCUUGA
Molecule: messenger RNA, 960 nt
Organism: Ustilaginoidea virens
Lineage: Eukaryota; Fungi; Ascomycota; Sordariomycetes; Hypocreales; Clavicipitaceae
Exons: 2
Coding region: 1-960 (319 amino acids)
Source: RefSeq, a predicted model, not a curated record